Nymphaea colorata (pocket water lily) is the source of this 1377-nucleotide messenger RNA. Its product is annotated as pentatricopeptide repeat-containing protein At2g36730-like. The transcript has a single exon. The record is from RefSeq and is a predicted model, not a curated record. NCBI's taxonomy places the organism in Eukaryota, Viridiplantae, Streptophyta, Magnoliopsida, Nymphaeales, Nymphaeaceae. Bases 1 to 1377 code for a protein of 458 amino acids. Gene Ontology annotation, biological process: RNA modification. Gene Ontology annotation, molecular function: protein binding; RNA binding.
AUGCACAGCCACCCUCGUGGCCACCUCCGACGGUGCACCAACGUUCACCAUGUAAUGCAGCUUCACUCCCUCUUCAUCAAAUCCGCCCUCGAUCGAGAACCCGACGCGCUCGCCGGCCUCAUCCACCUCUGCGCGGUGUCGCUUGUUGGCCUCAUCGACUAUGCUCGCUCCAUCUUCGACCACAGCCAUGGGCGAUCCUCCCUCUUCGCCUGGAACGCCUUGUUCAGAGGCUAUUCCAGGAACCGAUUAUCACCGUCUUCACUUGUGUUUUCAAGCUCAACGAAAUGCAUCCAAUUGUUCAACCAGUUCAGAAGAAGCGGUGUUCUGCCCGAUAACUUCACGUUUCCCUUCGUUCUCAAGGCAUGUUCUUCUUCGCUCAUGUUGGGAGUAGGGAAACAGAUUCACUCUGUCGUUCUGAAGAUGGGUUUUGCGCGAGAUUUGCAUGUUCUUAAUACUCUUGUUGGCAUGUAUGGGGCGUGCGGCUCCAUUGAAGAAGCAAGGAAAGUGUUCGAUGAAAUACCUGAGACAGAUACGGUGUCAUGGAGCUCCAUUAUGGCGGCAUACGUGCAUCGUGGUCUAUAUGCUGAUGCAUUAUUAGCAUUUUGUGAUAUGAAAUUUGCGAGUGUCAUGCCGAACUCUAUCACCUAUGUAAGCCUUUUGUCGGCCUGUUCUGGUCUCGAUAGUCUGAGAUUAGGUGAAAGCGUUCACAAUCAGAUUAUUGUUAAUGGCAUUGGUCUGGAUGCUCCUCUAGGCACUGCUCUUCUGAAUAUGUAUGCUUCUUGUGGAAAAGUUAAUAGUGCUUUUCAGGUUUUCAAUGGUUUGGUUGUGAAGAAUCUGGCAACAUGGACAGCCAUGAUUAGUGCUUCCGCUAAACAUGGUCGGGCAGAAGAAACCGUUGCAUUAUUCUCACGAAUGCAACUUGAAAAUUUUGAACCUGAUAGUAUGGCCUUCACAAUUAUUCUUUCUGCAUGCAGUCAUCUUGGUUUGGUAGGAGAAGGUCGCCGAUUAUUUGAUAAUAUGAGAGACACUUUUAAUAUUGAGCCCACAAUGGAGCAUUACGGUUGCAUGGUAGACAUGCUGGGGCGCGCUGGGAUGUUAGAUGAAGCAUAUGAGUUCAUGAUGAAGAUGCCAUUCAAACCUAAUAGUGUUAUACUGAGAAGUUUCGUUGGUUCCUGUAGAAGCCAUAGUCGGUUUGUUGGCGUUGAUGAAGGCAUGAUGAAACUUCUUGAAGUGGACCCAGAUCUUGGAGCAAAUUAUGUGCUUGCAGCAAACAUUGCUGCUCUAUCAGGCCGUUGGGAUAACACGACUAAGUAUAGAAGAAUUAUGAAAGAGAAGAAAUUGAAAAAGACCGCUGGGUGUAGUUUGGUUAAACUGUAA